Messenger RNA from Coffea eugenioides, 697 nucleotides. Its product is annotated as 40S ribosomal protein S25. Lineage: Eukaryota; Viridiplantae; Streptophyta; Magnoliopsida; Gentianales; Rubiaceae. The coding region runs from base 108 to 434 and encodes 108 amino acids. Gene Ontology annotation, molecular function: structural constituent of ribosome. The record is from RefSeq and is a predicted model, not a curated record. The transcript is spliced from 3 exons. Gene Ontology annotation, cellular component: cytosolic small ribosomal subunit.
CAAGCCCUAGCAGGUUUAAGAUUUAUUUGGCCGGUCUCUUCGCUUCUCUCCACUCUUUAGUCCUCCGCCGCACCCAAGAAAAACCCUAGAACUCCUCAUCUCCUGCAAUGGCGCCGAAGAAGGAUAAGGCCCCACCUCCGUCCUCCAAGCCAGCCAAGUCCGGUGGCGGGAAGCAGAAGAAGAAGAAGUGGAGCAAGGGAAAGCAAAAGGAGAAGGUCAACAACAUGGUGCUCUUCGACAAGGCCACCUAUGACAAGCUGCUGUCUGAGGCUCCUAAAUACAAGCUUAUUACCCCUUCUGUUCUUUCCGACCGUCUCAGGAUUAGCGGAUCACUUGCAAGGAAGGCUAUCAGGGAACUGAUGGCUAGAGGUUUGAUCAGGAUGGUCUCAGCUCAUGCGAGCCAGCAGAUAUACACCAGAGCUACCAACACUUAGACAAGAUUGUUCUUUCAACUUGCUUAGGAAGAGUUGAAAUGUUUUUGGUUAUGUUAGACUUGUGUCUGUCUUUGAAAUAGUUCUAUUUUUGUCUUCUAUUAAAUGCUGUGAGACGUAUCUAUUGUCCUACUUGAAGGAUGUGAUCACAAUUUUAAGUUUGAUACUGAAUUUUUUUCUCAGGUUCAUGGUUUAUACCAUUCUGUAGUUUAUCAUUGUUACUCUUUUGUUGACUCGGUUCCCAUGUCUGGAUGGAUGUCUUUGAA